UGAGCUCCAGGGAUGGCUGACGUUGCGAACCUGCGGCCGCCGCUGUGUACAGAGCAGUUCGGCUCCGGAGCCCCGCGCGGGUGCAGUGCUGCCGCCGACGGGAGCCUGCGCUGGGACCAGGCUCGGCGCCGGGGCUGGCUCUCCGGGGCCCCAACUGCGAAACCCGGGCAGGACGCGGGUGGAGGCUGGGGGCCCUGGGCAGCGCUGCCCGCUCUUUCGGGCCUCAGAACCGUGCUGCUGCCCCAGGGCUUCCCAGAUAGCGUCAGCCCGGAUUACCUGCCCUACCAGCUGUGGGAUUCCGUGCAGGCCUUUGCUUCCAGCCUCUCCGGCUCCCUAGCCACCCAGGCAGUCUUGCAGGGCUUAGGGGUAGGCGACGCCAAAGCCUCUGUUUCAGCGGCCACAUCCACCUGGCUGGUGAAAGAUUCAACUGGUAUGUUGGGCCGUAUCAUCUUUGCCUGGUGGAAGGGGAGCAAACUGGACUGUAAUGCAAAGCAGUGGAGGCUCUUUGCUGACGUCCUCAAUGACAUAGCCAUGUUCCUAGAGAUUAUGGCUCCCAUGUACCCAGUCUUUUUCACCAUGACUGUCAGUACCAGCAACCUAGCCAAGUGCAUUGUAGGUGUGGCUGGUGGGGCCACUCGAGCUGCACUGACCAUGCAUCAGGCUCGAAGAAACAACAUGGCUGAUGUGUCAGCCAAGGACAGCAGCCAGGAGACAGUGGUGAACCUAGCGGGGCUCCUGGUAAGCCUCCUGAUGCUUCCUUUGGUAUCAGACUGCGCAAGCCUUAGCUUCGGGUGUUUUAUCCUCCUCACUGCCCUCCACAUCUAUGCCAACUACCGUGCAGUCCGAGCCCUCGUCCUGGAGACCUUGAAUGAGAGCCGCCUCCAGCUGGUCCUAAAGCACUUCCUUCAGAAGGGAGAGGUACUUGAGCCUGCCUCAGCCAAUCAGAUGGAGCCACUGUGGACAGGUUUCUGGCCAUCCCUGUCUCUGUCCCUGGGUGUUCCCUUACACCGUUUGGCCUCCAGCGUCUCUGAGCUGAAGCAGCUGGUUGAGGGGCAUCAAGAGCCGUACCUCCUUCGCUGGAAUCAGUCACAGAACCAGGUACAGGUCGCUCUGAGCCAAGUGGCAGGCCCUGAGACUGUCCUAAGGGCUGCCACUCACGGGCUGAUUCUCGGAGCCCUGCAGGAAGAUGGGCCGCUUCCAGGAGAGCUCACAGGGCUGAGGGACCAGGUUCGGGCUGGUCCUAAGAAAGAAAGCUGGGUUAUUGUCAGAGAGACACAUCGAGUGUUGGACACACUGUUUCCAAAAUUCUUGGAAGGACUGCAGGCUGCUGGCUGGAAGACUGGCAAGCACCACCUAGAGGUGGGUGAAUGGAGGGCCACGUGGCUGGUGCCACCAGAAAAGAAGGUCAUAUGAGCAGCCCUGCUGGAGGCCCAGAGCCCAGGACAGAGCCCAGAGCAACAACU
Molecule: messenger RNA, 1463 nt
Organism: Acomys russatus (golden spiny mouse)
Lineage: Eukaryota; Metazoa; Chordata; Mammalia; Rodentia; Muridae
Gene: Rusf1
Product: RUS family member 1
Exons: 13
Coding region: 13-1413 (466 amino acids)
Source: RefSeq, a predicted model, not a curated record